This is a messenger RNA of Fragaria vesca subsp. vesca, 640 nucleotides long. Its product is annotated as protein LHCP TRANSLOCATION DEFECT-like. The coding region runs from base 14 to 541 and encodes 175 amino acids. The record is from RefSeq and is a predicted model, not a curated record. Gene Ontology annotation, cellular component: chloroplast stroma; chloroplast envelope. NCBI's taxonomy places the organism in Eukaryota, Viridiplantae, Streptophyta, Magnoliopsida, Rosales, Rosaceae. Gene Ontology annotation, biological process: granum assembly; intracellular protein transport. The transcript has 2 exons.
UAAAAACACAGACAUGGCUUCCAUUCCAUGCACUACAGCUCCUACCCACUCAUGCUUCGCCUCCAACUCCUUCAAUUCUCCUACUUCUUCAGUCAAACUCAACACCAGGUUUCUGGGUACCCGGAAUAGGCUGGGUUGGGUCAGACCCUUUGGUCUUGGACCCUCCAAUGGCUCCAGAGCCAAGUGCUGGUUCAAGUUCGGUAAAAACGGUGUAGACGCAGAGGGUGCUGGAAUCUAUGGAAGCCAAUCCCGUGAUGAUUUUGAUAAAGAUGACGUUGAGCAGUACUUUAACUACAUGGGAAUGCUUGCUGUGGAGGGUACAUAUGAUAAGAUGAAUGCUCUUUUAAGCCAAAAUAUCCACCCAGUAGAUAUUCUACUGUUGAUGGCUGCCUCAGAAGGUGACAAGCCGAAAAUUGAAGAACUUUUAAGAGCAGGAGCUAGUUACAAUGUCAAAGACGCUGAUGGACGGACAGCUCUUGAUAGGGCUGCAAAUGAUGAAAUUAAAGACUUUAUUCUUGGUUUUUCAGUUCAAAAGGCAUGAAUGGUUAAUUUUGUUUCAAUAUUUUGUUGUGUUUGAUGACUUUCUCUGAAUCUCCUCAUGUAAUCAGUUCAAUAGUAGAUUGUUGCAUCUUUUUUUAAU